AUGUCUACAUUUUCACUAAUUCCUCAGAAACGGGACUUUGGCUCAUUCGAGAGGUUGGAGAGCCUAAUCGAGGACGAAGAAGCCGAUACGAAGACGCUGGUGUUCCCAGAUACUAAGAGAAACCGUGUCUCCGGGUUCGGUGACUCCUCUUCACUCACUCUACCAGCAUCAUUGUCGAGCAAUGCAAACAUCACGCCCCAGCCCCUGUCCGCGAAUGCUGCGGAAAUCGAUUCUCUCGAAGCCUCCAUUCAAGGCUAUGACAACUGGAUUGAAGAGAAUAAUCAGUCCAUUGAGGUUUUGAAGGCGCAGGGGCUCCUCCUUGGUGGUCUUCCCAAGAGGCAUGAAAGUCAGAUUGAGAGGCUGCGUGGUGUCAAUGAUUAUUACACUGGGUUAAGAGGCGCAGACCAGGCUCGGCUCUCAGAACUCCUCGCUCAUAUGGCUGCCCCUGUACCUGCCUUGGCUCCGCCGGAGUCUUGGUCAUCGGCUCCUGUCCCGUCGCGUUUCCUGAAACCUUCUCCCCCUGCACCAGCUUCACAGUUCCAGAUACCCACACCCCUUCUGACCACCCCAGUGCCCCUUUGGACGUCUUCUCCUGGUCAAUGGACAAAUUUUGACCCCCACGCUCCUGCCCUCGUCACAACCCCACAGUCGCUCCCAGUGCCUAUCGGCGAAGGCGAUGCACCUCAAUACAUGAACGAUAUGGGGAUUGCAGAGCCAGGCGCUCCCCAAGAUGAUACCUGGCCUUCAAUUGAUAUCCUCAGUCAAAUCAUGGUCCAGUUAAGCCAAGUCGGCAGCGCGAGUGACGUUGUAGAUUCGGGUAACGACGUUCCUACCAGAUCUGGCGCAGGAUUGAGUUCCCGGUAUCUUAGCGUUCAAGAAUUCAUCGAAUCUGCGUCAGAUGGCUUUGAUGAAAACGUCAAGAUCGAAGAUGCAUUGAAAAACCUUGGGCUUUCUAGUAUCAAAGAUCGUCUGGACGGAAUGUCCAUCCUCCUUUUACCCCACCAGAUACUAGGUGUUGCAUGGAUGUUGGAUCGGGAGAGGUCAAGCAAUCGCGGAGGAAUUUUGGCAGAUGAAAUGGAUGGCCCAAUUGAUGAACGACAGGCCUGGGAAAGACGUGAGUUUGAACUUCAUCCAAACAAUCGAUCCGAGGAUCCUGCAUGCAAAACCACACUCAUAGGCAUGCAUGCAGUUUAUACGUCAAUUUAUGUCUCACCAAGUCCUGUUUCAGUGGCACCUGUUGGGCUACUCGCUCAAUGGAAGUCUGAGAUCGAAAUGGCCACAAACAACUGCUUUAAAAUUUUCAUAUACCACGGCCAGGAUCGCCUGAAAGACGAGAAGUCUAUUCAACUCUAUGAUAUUGUCAUCACAUCCUACCACACAUUAUCCAAACAAGUCCCAAUGUGCUACAACCGUCUUCAAAAAUCAAAAGCCAAGAAAUUGAAGGGCGACGAAACUAUGAAUGAUGACGCUGGCAGUGAUAACGACGCAGAGGAGGCAAAGAAGUGGUCAAAGGGUUUACUCGCUCAAUUUGAUUGGUAUAGGAUCGUCCUGGAUGAGGCCCAUAUCAUACGCAAUCGCAAGACGCAUGUGUCUUCAGCCGUUGCUGAAUUAGUGGCGAAGUAUCGUUGGUGUCUGACGGGCACGCCCAUCGUGAAUGGCCUAAAUGAUGCGUAUCCACUCUUCAGAUUUCUCAAUAUCCGUCCAUGGCAGGAUUGGGUCACAUUCAAGGAUCACAUAUCCGAUGGAGAGGGUAAGAAGGCCAUUAUAUGCGCUACAAAAUUGCAGGCAAUCUUCAAGAGCACCAUGCUGCGUCGAAAGAAGGAUUCUCUUCUGGAUGGGAAGCCUCUCGUGAAUUUGCCUUCCCGCCAUAUGUUCAAUAUUGAACUUUAUUUCUCUCCUGAGGAAGCGGAUAUUUAUAAGUUCGUGGCAGCGCGGUCGAACAUGGUUUUCAACAAGUAUCUUCGCGAAGGCACCGUUCUCAAGAACUACGCCCAUGUCCUGAUUAUGCUUCUCCGGCUUCGUCAGAUUUGUGUCCACCCUUGCCUUAUCGAACAGUAUGCAGACGCAUUCCGCACUCCUGAGGAAAUGCCCAAAGAUUUGAGAAACGAGCUUCAGCGAGCGAGCAGGGAGCAGGGGGUCGAUUUUGUAGAAAGAAUCACCCAGAUGAUAGCAAGAGAAGCUGAAGCACGCCUGCUCGCACUGCGAACGACCAGUGACCAUCAGGAAAGCGAGGAUGUCCCCAUUGCUGAAGAGUCUUGCCCUGUGUGUUAUGAGCCUCUGGGCCAGGAUGCACUGGUAACUCAGUGUGGACAUUCGUUUUGUGGCGAGUGCCUCGACAGCGUCGCGGAACUUCCAUUACGGGAUGACAAAUGCAAACCGGAUGAGCGCCCAUGCCCUCUUUGCAAGAAACCGAUCUCUAAGAAGUAUUCUUAUAUGAGGUCGGCAUUCGAGCCUCGGGGGAUAUGGGCGGGGAUGAGUCGGCCGGUGGAUUCGGCUCUCCAGCCCUCGAGUUUAUCCGAACGAGAGGCAGAUGGAGGGGAGCAGGGUUGUAGUCCUACCCCAGACACCCUUGAGGACGAACGGGGAGUCGGGAGCAGGUCCACGGGGAGUGAUAUAGCUAAUGGACCUGCCCCUCCUGCGCUGUCCAAAUUCCUUCCGUCUACCAAAAUGCAGGAAAUGAUGAAGUUGUUAUUGGAGUGGCGUAAUCAAGACUCCAGCGAUAAGAAUGGAACAUCACCUCCCCAAAGUGACUUGAAUCAUGAUCCGGACAAGGUGGUUAUCGUGUCGCAAUGGACCUCUGUGCUCGACCUAUGUGCUUCGUACCUGGAGGAGAAUGGAUUCAAGCAUGUUAUGUAUUCGGGGAGACUAUCUCCUCGCCAAAGGAACGACUCCAUCGAUACUUUUAUGACUGACCCCAAGGUCACUGUUAUGCUCAUGUCCUUGAAGGCUGGCGGAGUGGGAUUGAACCUCACUCGAGCUAAUCGUGUCAUCAGUUUAGAUCUGGCAUGGAAUUUCGCGAGCGAAAAUCAAGCCUUUGAUCGGGUACACCGCCUUGGGCAGCAGAAAAAAGUUUUGAUCCAUCGCCUUACAAUUCGAAACACAGUCGAGGCCCGAGUACUAGAGUUGCAGCGACGGAAGCAAGAACUGGCAGAGGGGAGCUUGGGAGAAGGCAGCGGCAAGAAAAUCAACCGCUUUAACGUUCGCGAACUGCGCACUAUGUUUGGUUUGACCGGUUCUCGCGAUGGCGCUGAACUCUAG
This is a messenger RNA of Cantharellus anzutake, 3258 nucleotides long. Its product is annotated as P-loop containing nucleoside triphosphate hydrolase protein. Gene Ontology annotation, molecular function: ATP-dependent chromatin remodeler activity; ATP binding. The transcript has 30 exons. The coding region runs from base 1 to 3258 and encodes 1085 amino acids. The record is from RefSeq and is a predicted model, not a curated record. Lineage: Eukaryota; Fungi; Basidiomycota; Agaricomycetes; Cantharellales; Hydnaceae. Gene Ontology annotation, cellular component: cytoplasm.